CUGCUUUUUUCACUCUUCUGACGUCAGCAACCUGCAAUUGCACGAAUGAACUAACGUGAGACCGAGCCCCUACCGGAGCUACCGGGAGGCAGUAGCGUUACAGAGCGAGUAUCCCGCCGCCCGCCUCGGAGGAGCCAAACGGAGGAGGAAAAAAAAUAAAAAAAAGAAACUGAGAAACUGGGAACCAAACGAUGCGAGCGCUGCGCACCGCCGCCCAGUAACGCACACAGCAAGCGGAGAAUAAGAAACCCGUUACCGUGAUUUACCGACAGAAACACCGAAGAGAUCACGGAGGACGCACGGACGGACGCACCGCCACCGAGCUUGAGAAACAAACAUCUGCGGUGGCUUCCUUGUAUUUGCGGAUCAGAAAAACCCGAGCGGAUCCUUGAUUUAAAUGCUUUAACGGCGCCGUACCCCCGGAGAGAGGGAGCUGCCCAGAGAGAGAGAGAGAGGGAUCAGCGCAGGGGAGGAGGAAAUUAACCCACAGAGGAGGAUUUGCAACCAACUUUCAUUGAAUCCACCUUUUUAUUGCCCUUUUUUUUCUUCCGUGGAUCCCGGUUUCGGUAACGCUAUCAAGCUGUGUUCUCUAACCAUGGGAUGUACUCUGAGCGCAGAGGAGAGGGCGGCUCUGGACCGGAGCAAAGCCAUCGAGAAAAACCUCAAGGAGGACGGUCUCACCGCGGCCAAAGAUGUGAAACUGCUGCUGCUCGGGGCUGGAGAGUCAGGGAAAAGCACCAUCGUCAAACAGAUGAAGAUCAUCCACGAGGACGGUUUUUCUGGCGAUGACGUAAAGCAGUACAAGCCUGUCGUUUACAGCAACACCAUCCAAUCUCUGGCUGCCAUCGUCCGUGCCAUGGAUACACUGGGCCUGGAGUACGGAGACAAAGAACGGAAGGCGGACGCUAAGAUGGUGUGUGAUGUGGUCAGUCGUAUGGAGGACACGGAGCCUUACUCGGCCGAGCUGCUGUCCGCCAUGAUGCGCCUGUGGUCCGACUCAGGCAUCCAGGAGUGUUUCAGCCGCGCCCGCGAGUACCAGCUCAACGACUCAGCGCAGUACUACCUAGACAGCCUAGAUCGGAUUGGUGCGGCAGACUACCAGCCCACAGAGCAGGACAUCCUGAGGACCCGAGUGAAAACCACAGGCAUCGUCGAGACGCACUUUACCUUCAAAAACCUCCACUUCAGGCUGUUCGAUGUGGGAGGUCAGCGGUCGGAGAGGAAGAAGUGGAUCCACUGUUUUGAGGAUGUCACGGCUAUCAUUUUCUGUGUGGCGCUCAGCGGAUACGACCAGGUGCUGCAUGAGGACGAGACCACGAAUCGCAUGCACGAGUCUCUCAAGCUGUUUGAUUCCAUCUGUAACAACAAGUGGUUUAAGGACACGUCCAUAAUCCUCUUUCUGAACAAGAAGGACCUCUUUGAAAGAAAGAUCGUCAAGUCACCACUGUCCAUCUGCUUCCCUGAGUACACAGGUCCAGACACUUAUCUGGAGGGAAUCGACUACAUCAAGGGUCAGUACGAGAGCAAGAACAAGUCACCCAGCAAAGAGGUGUACUCCCAUGUGACCUGCGCCACAGACACCAACAACAUCCAGUUUGUCUUUGAUGCCGUCACUGAUGUCAUCAUAGCGAAUAACUUGCGAGGGUGUGGUCUGUACUGAUGAUUGUGUUGAUGGAUGGAUGGAUGUUUGACUUGUGUUAACCUUUGCGGUACCAGUUGCGUCAACGUGGCCCGUGUCAGUUAGGACCAUACCGCGUCACCGUGAGGCUGGCCACUGGUCCAUCCUGAUUCUUAACUAAUGAACUGAUUGGCUGAGUGGUUGAUUUGUUGGUUGAGACUUUUUUUAAUGUAUUUUUUUCUGCUUCUUCCUAAAGAAGAACCAAAUCCCAGAUACUUUGUGGCUUUAGUCGAAACUCUGAAACUUUUUUGUACUUAAAGUUGUGCCGAAGAACUAGAUAGAUUGCCGCGUAACUGCAGGGCACCAGCACUCCACAAAAAUAGUAUGAUAGGAAUCACUCCUUUACCCCAAAGUAUUUCUAAUCGUUUUAAUUGAAAUAUGAGUUUUCACUCUUUUUUGCCUUCGACUUGUGCCUUAGACACAUGUAUGUUGUUUGAGUACAUGUUCAGUUCACUCUCAGUUUACAUAAGACGGAUGUUCUCAAGAUUUUAUAAUGUGCAUGAGAUAUUAAACUGUUUAUAGGAUUAUGACCAACUGCUUAAUCAUCCGCAGAAAAAAUGCAGUUAUAAAUAUAUAUAUAUUUGCAGCAAAAUUGCUUUUGUGCACUACUCUCUUGUUAUUUUAUAUGUUGCAUAAUUUGUUUUAUUUCGUUUUCUUACGGCAGUCCUUUUCUGUUAUACGUGGAGCACCGCAGAGUGUCUGAGUGCUUUGUUGCACCAAGCUGUGCUCUGUUAACUAUUGAGCUCCAAAACAGUCAGCACUUAAUGAGAAGAACAUAAUGACUAAGUCAUCACAUGCAUAAAUACACCAGAAAAGAUAAAGCAAUCGUUGUGAAACUCUGCGAUAAAAUCUAACUAAUUACUAUAAGGUAUAUGUUCCAUUUACAGUAGUAUUUUUUUAAUAAUUGUGUAGCAGUUGUUGAGCCUGCAAAGACGCUUGGCCCAUGGCGGGAGAGAGGUCGCUGAAAUACAAAUAUAUCUUUAGAAAAGUGAAAUUUCAAGAUAAAAAUUAUGAAAUAGAAUUAUUUUUUUAACCCCUACAGAAAGACAUGACUGGCCACAACAUACCACCUUGAGAACGUCACUUAGACCCAAGUCUUCCACUAUAUCGACUGGUCUGCAGUCAGAGUCCACCUGUUUAGCAGCACCGUCGUUAACUUCUUUGAUUUAGUUUCAUCCAGUCUUUUGCCGUCGUUGACGAUGCAGCUGCCCGCUGACAUCAGUCUGAUUAGCUGCACCUGCGACUUCAAGACUGCUUAGGGACCCCAGUAUGCAGAAAUUUCAAAUACAGCAGGACAAAAUAAGACAUUUAUGCUGCAUGCCAAAAAAAAAACUAAUGGUUUUUGCCCAAAACUUUGUGGGAAUAUAUAAAGUGGGCGUGUCUGUAAUGGGGAGACUCAUGGGUACCCACAGAACCCAUUUUCAUUCAGAUAUUUAGAGGUCAGAGGUCAGCUUUGGUGCGUAAUUAAGCCCCCUUCACUAGAAGCUAGUAUGACAUGGUUGGUACCACUGGAUUCCUCAGGUCUUCAUAUGAUAUCAUCAUCAUCACUCUAGCUUUAAAACUCGAACCUGUACAGCCCCUCAAAGACAGGAAUGUCAGCCAGGAUGGCCGCCAUUAAGCGGUUAUGUGAUUGACGCGUGAACACUUACAGCCCUGAUUAACUUAUAUUAGUGAUUGGUUCUGUUUCGCCAUAAUUCAGAUUUCUUUUUCCUCUCCUGCGGUCAUAUCUUACUUAAACAAUGCUACACUGCGUCCAGAUCAACAGUGUUACCGCUCUCUUUCAUCCGUAUCCACGAGCUUUCAGGAAACGUUCAUAAAUACCAUAGAAAUGUGCGCAGAGUACAGACAGAAGUCUUGUUAUGUAAUGUUGAGCAUAAAUGAGCUCUUAGUGUUUUGGCCUUGGAUGCAUUUCAUUUUGUAGUAAAUUUGUUUUUGGUCCCUUUAGAAUACUGUGAUUGAAAUUGUACUUUUGAUCAAAGUUGCUAAAUGUAAGCAGUACAAUUUCUUUUUUACUUUUUACUUAAAUGUAUGGUUUAAAUUUGAAUUUAUAGCGAGGAGGUUGCUGGUUUUUUUUAACAGCCAUUGCACUUCAUCCCUGUCGAUGUCACCUCUGGUUAUAUUUUGGGAUUGAUAUUCCUGGCUCUCAUAUUGCAGCUAUAAAAUCACUUUAAAUGAAGAACUACAAGACUUAGUGCUCUGACUCAAGCAGACUGUUCCCAGAUACUUCUUCAGAGAGAGCAUUGAUUUUAUAGGGCCCUGGGGCCACAUCCAGUGCAGGGCUGCACACUGUAAUAUCCCUUCUGUCCCCUUCUCUGCCUUAAUAAGCCAGAGGUGAGCUCUGAACAAUUGUGUGCUGGUGAGUACAUACAGUCCUCCGAGACUUCAAUGUCAACCUUGUGACCAUUGUUUUAGCCCCGAUGUUUCACUUUCUGCCGAGCAAGUUUCAUUUCUGCUGGAUGCUCGUCGUCCCAGAGCUGCUGUGUCGAUUGUGUGGUGUAAUGUUGUGCACAGCUUAGCUAAAAUGAAAAGUGUUGUAUGCACUUUGUGGGAACUGUUAAGAUUUGAGCCUUGACAUUAAAGUCAAAGGCUGGAUUUAUACCACAAGCUUCAAGUGACCCAGUUCUAAAUUCUUCCUGUCAUGUGGCACAGAUCACACACGUGGCAUAAACGUGCAAGCAGGGAAAAGGACAUGAAAUCAGAAAUUCUCAGUUUGGUUUCAGGCCUCAAUCAAAUGUGGAAAAAAAUCUGACAUGAUUCAAGUGUCUGUAAAUGAGUGUGUAGUCUAAGCAGCCAGGUCAGAUAUCUCCUGGCAUUGCGAGUCGUAUGUAAUUAAAAGGUGCAUUUUAAUGAAAACAGAAAAAAGAACAAUGGAGGACGAGUGCUCAAGCCGGUGGUCAAAAGCAGAGGUUACCUGUUUUUUUAUGUCUUUGGGGCAAAGAAACUUUUAGGGCGAAAAAUAAAGGGCUUGUAUAAGAACAAACAUGUUUAAAAGGACAUUUCAAUUUUCGUCUAUGCGCGUAUGUAGUUUUAAGCGUAAGCAAAGUUUAAGCAGGUGUAAAUGCUGAUAUCAGAUUUAAUCACUUUAACCCUUUAAGACCUUAGCAAAUUGCUUUGAUUUCUUUCAAAAACAUGGGGGGAAAAGGCGAUGACCAA
Messenger RNA from Plectropomus leopardus (leopard coralgrouper), 4831 nucleotides. RefSeq names its product guanine nucleotide-binding protein G(o) subunit alpha. The record is from RefSeq and is a predicted model, not a curated record. Gene Ontology annotation, molecular function: GTPase activity; corticotropin-releasing hormone receptor 1 binding; mu-type opioid receptor binding. Gene Ontology annotation, cellular component: heterotrimeric G-protein complex; cytoplasm. Gene Ontology annotation, biological process: G protein-coupled dopamine receptor signaling pathway; adenylate cyclase-modulating G protein-coupled receptor signaling pathway. Lineage: Eukaryota; Metazoa; Chordata; Actinopteri; Perciformes; Serranidae.